AUGGAUGAUAUUUCCCCCGAAUACGAUGUGGUCGUCCUCGGCACCGGCCUGACGGAGUGUGUCCUUUCUGGUGUUCUCAGUGUCAAGGGCAACAAGGUGCUCCAUAUCGAUCGCAAUGAUCACUACGGAGGCGAGGCUGCCUCUGUGAACAUUGAGACUCUUUUCAAGAAAUACGGCAACGUCCCCGCCGGCCAGGAGCCCUGGAAGAAGUAUGGCCGCGUCAACGACUGGAACGUGGAUCUGGUGCCUAAGCUGCUGAUGGCAAAUGGCGAGUUGACGAAUAUUCUGGUUUCUACCGACGUUACGAGAUACCUUGAGUUCAAGCAAAUUGCCGGUAGCUACGUCCAACAAGGAAAGGGUCCCAAGGCCACUGUGGCCAAGGUGCCUUCCGAUGCAGGUGAAGCUCUGCGCUCAUCUCUCAUGGGCAUGUUCGAGAAGCGUCGGGCUAAGAAGUUCCUGGAAUGGGUUGGUGAAUUCAAGCCUGAAGACCCUGCUACUCACCAAGGCUUGAACAUCGCUACAUGCACAAUGAAGGAUGUCUACGACAAAUUCUCGCUGGAGGACAACACUCGUGACUUCGUUGGCCACUCCAUGGCUCUUUUCCAGACUGACGAGUACAUCAACGCCCCCGGAACUGCCACCGACGCCAUCAACCGUAUCCGUCUCUAUGUGAACUCGAUGGCCCGGUACGGAAAGUCCCCAUACAUCUACCCUCUAUAUGGUCUGGGAGAGCUUCCUCAGGGUUUCGCUCGCCUUUCCGCCAUCUACGGAGGUACCUACAUGCUCAACACCGAUAUCGACGAGGUUCUCUACGAUGGCAGCGGCAAGGUCUCCGGCAUCAAGGCUACGAUGAAAGACCGCGAGGACAAUGGCGAGACCAUGAAGUUCGAAACCAAGACGAAGAAAAUCAUUGCAGACCCCUCCUACUUCCCCGGCAAGGUUUCCGUUACUGGCUACCUGCUGAAGGCAAUUUGCAUUCUGAAGCACCCCGUAGACAAGACUGAUGGCAGCGACUCUCUUCAGCUGAUUAUCCCCCAAUCUCAGGUUGGACGCAAGCGCGAUAUUUACAUUGCCGUGGUCUCAUCGGCGCACAACGUCUGCCCCAAGGGAUACUACAUUGCCAUCGUCUCCACGAUUGCCGAGACGGAUGCCAACCACCACCUCGAACUGGAGCCAGGGUUUGAGCGCCUUGGUGAAAUCGAAGAGAAGUUCUUCGGACCACCCAUUCCUCUGUACACUCCUCUUGAGGAUGGCCGGAAAGACAACAUCUACAUCUCCAAGAGCUACGACGCCACAUCUCACUUCGAGACCACAACUGAUGAUGUGCGGGACGUUUACCAACGUGCGGCUGGUGAAGAGCUUGUCGUUGAAGGGCUCCGGGAAGGCCAGACGCUUGCAGAGGAGUAG
This is a messenger RNA of Aspergillus puulaauensis, 1407 nucleotides long. RefSeq names its product secretory pathway gdp dissociation inhibitor (gene GDI1). Gene Ontology annotation, biological process: vesicle-mediated transport; small GTPase-mediated signal transduction; protein transport. The record is from RefSeq and is a predicted model, not a curated record. Lineage: Eukaryota; Fungi; Ascomycota; Eurotiomycetes; Eurotiales; Aspergillaceae. The transcript is spliced from 7 exons. Gene Ontology annotation, molecular function: Rab GDP-dissociation inhibitor activity. Gene Ontology annotation, cellular component: cytoplasm. The coding region runs from base 1 to 1407 and encodes 468 amino acids.